AUGGAGGAACAAACCCCAGCGGCAACCACAACCAACACCUCGGCGGAAUCAAAGGACAGGAAUCCCAAACUGCGAGCCUACCUCACAGCCAAGGGCUUCCUGUCCCACGACGCUGACCGCCACGUGGCCAAAGGAAUCCCGGGGGAGGAACAGCUAUCUUGGUUCACAGGAGAGUUGUGCACCGCCAAGUCCACCGCUGCUACUAAUGACCUCGAGUCCACCGGCAUUGCCGUCAAUGCUAGUGGCUCCGAGGUAAUGUGUGUGUUCGCAGCUUACUCCGCGCCGUCUGCUGUUACUCCGCCCCUGACGAGCUUGACAUCUUGCUCGGCAGCGGGAACACUGACAGAGACCUGGAACUCAUACCUUUCUAGUCUUGAGCUAGAGGAUGGCAGUGCCUGGAAGACUGCAAAAAUCCUGAGGAGCGAGAAAUCCACGCACCAGCCCCUGCACGGUCAACAAGGACUUGUUUACUCUGCUACUGACAAGGCCGAAGCUUUUGCAGAUACGAUGGAGGAGCAAUUCAGCCCGAAUGCGGAUAUAUAUGACGACGACCACUGCGAACACUGUUCAACGACGCUAUUCGACUACAACACUUUCCCACCAGCUGGAAGGUCGCUAAAGUCAUCCUUAUUCCCAAAGCCCGGGAAAUCCAGACUUAUUCCCACAAAAAACUUCCGCCCCAUCUCACUCCUUUCGUCCAUCUCAAAAAUUUUUGAGAGACUCCUCCUAUCCCGCAUUGCUCCUUUCCUGGACGGCUUUAUCCGACCUGAACAGUUUGGCUUCAGUGCGCGCGACCACUCGACAACCCAACAGCUGUGUUCCUGGACGUCAGCAAAGCAUUUGACAAGGUCUGGCAUGAGGGCACUGCUCUACAAGCUGGCCAAAAAACUCACCGGUGGCCACCCCCUGCAUAACAACACCUCAUCCGGUUCCUAUCUGACUGGCCGCUCAUUCCGCAUUUGUGUGGAUGGAGAGCUGUCCUCAGAGAGAGCGAUCGAAGCAGGCGUCCCCCAGGGCAGCGUCCUGGGACCAGUGCUGUACCUCGUUUACACUAAUGACAUGCCACUGGUCCCCAGACUUGGUGGUCAAACUGCAGCCGCUCAAACCGAAAAGCCCUGGAAAACCAUCCAAUCCAAGGCCUCCGCUCCAUCACUCGCCAACCAUGGUUCGUCCGCAACGAUAACAAUAAGGAAUUCGUUACAGAUCCCAACUCUAGACGUCUUCGCGAGGAUAACUUCAGGAAAAAUUCUUCAAGGCAGUUGCCGCAUCGGAACAUCCCCAACAUCGACAGCCAUCGCAGAGCUGUACGCCGGACCAGACGGACUACACAGACGGACGUCCGGCCACACAAUUCUGGACGACCCUCCGUAA
Molecule: messenger RNA, 1371 nt
Organism: Homalodisca vitripennis (glassy-winged sharpshooter)
Lineage: Eukaryota; Metazoa; Arthropoda; Insecta; Hemiptera; Cicadellidae
Exons: 6
Coding region: 1-1371 (456 amino acids)
Source: RefSeq, a predicted model, not a curated record